This is a messenger RNA of Vanderwaltozyma polyspora DSM 70294, 1503 nucleotides long. RefSeq lists its product as uncharacterized. Gene Ontology annotation, cellular component: endoplasmic reticulum exit site; COPII vesicle coat. The record is from RefSeq and is a predicted model, not a curated record. NCBI's taxonomy places the organism in Eukaryota, Fungi, Ascomycota, Saccharomycetes, Saccharomycetales, Saccharomycetaceae. The annotation marks the transcript as partial. Gene Ontology annotation, molecular function: SNARE binding; zinc ion binding. Gene Ontology annotation, biological process: COPII-coated vesicle cargo loading; intracellular protein transport; endoplasmic reticulum to Golgi vesicle-mediated transport. The transcript has a single exon.
AUGUCACAAGAAAACUUCGAUUCAAAUGACUCGACUGCUUCUCUUGACAUGAAUAUGAGACAGCUUUCUAUGAACAAAAAACAUAGAAGACCAAAUAGAGCCUUCCAUAACCUUUCCUUUGGUAAUAUCCCAAGCAACCAUAUCCCAUCUCCUCCUAUCCCUCAGGAAACAAAUUUUGAAGUUGAUUCAGGUCAAAGAGUUUUCACUCCAAAACAAUUCGAUAGUCCUAUUUCAACUCCAGCAACACCAACUCUAAUCAAUAACGAUUGUGCUACUUUUGGUGGACCAAACAAUACUUCAAUUCAUUCAGGUUCUCAUAUAUUGGCCACUCAAAGAUGGGAAGAUCAACUUAACUAUUUGUCAAAAACUUAUGAAACUGCAAAAAAUUCAAUCCCUCCUUUACCAACCACCCAAUUCUAUUGCGUAGAUCAAGGUUCCUGUGACCCAAGAUUAUUAUCACUAUCAAUGUAUAACAUACCAAAAAAUGAGCAUAUGAGAUCAGCUACUAAAUUGCCCUUAGGUCUAACUCUUCAACCUUUUGCAAAAUUAACUCCAAAUGAACCAAUACCUGUUUGCGAUUUAACCCAAGAUGGUCCAUUACGUUGUAACCGUUGUCGUGCUUAUAUCAACCCUGGCUUCCAAUUCACUUACGAUUCUUCGGUGGUUUGUAAUAUCUGUAAAGUUAAAAAUAAACUACCACCAAACCAUUUUGCUCCUUUGGGUCCUGAUGGUCAAAGAUCUGAUAUCACUACUAAACCAGAAUUGUUCAAAGGUUGUGUAGAUUUUGCAGUUCCUAAAUUUUACAACGUUAAUAAAGACGAAGAUGCUUUACCAUUGCACUACGUCUUUUUAAUCGACGUCUCUUUAUUGGCAAAUGAAAACGGUAGCUCCUUAUCUGCAAUUGAAAGUGUUCGUGCUACUAUCGAAUAUAUCAGCGAUUUCCAACCAAAUUGUAAAGUAGCUAUUAUCAGUUAUGAUUCUAAAUUAAAAUUCUACAAUUUAAGACCAGAACUAGUAACAGCUCAAGAAUACGUUGUCACUGAAAUUAAUGAUGUUUUCCUACCAUUCUAUCAUGGUUUAUUUGCUAGUCCAAGUGAAUCAAUGACGGUUAUAGAUGACACUUUAAGAAAAAUUAGCGAAUUCAUCACAUUAGAUAAAUAUAGCCACGUACCACAAGUUUGUUACGGUUCUGCUUUGCAAGCUGGUAAACUUGCUUUAGAUACUGUUACAAAUGGCCAAGGUGGUAAAAUCAUCUGUACUUUGAACUCUUUGCCAACUGUAGGUAAUGGUAACUUAACUUUAAGAAAAGAUGAUGCUUCUAAACACCAUCUAAAAUGUGAUAACGAUUUCUACAUUAAAUUUUCUCAUGAAAUGCUAAAGAGUUAUGUUUCGUUAGAUUUGUAUGUCACAAGUGCUGCAUUUGUUGAUAUGGUUACUAUCGCAUACCCAGUUCAAGUUACCUCUGGUAAUUUGAAAUAUUAUCCACAUUUCCGUAGUGACCAA